AUGCCACAAACUAUAGACGACGCGGUUAUCAACGAGCUACGAUUCUUUCUCGAGAAGAUUAACUCUCUCAACCACAUGAUCGAGACAACAAACGAUGAGAAAUUACCAAGGCUCAUUGAGAAACUUCGACGGAUCGAACAACGAGUCGCGUUAAUCCACACCUUUUUCAUGGCAUCCUCGUACAACACCGCCACAAUGCAAACACAAGACAGCAACACGAACCGGCCUUCCCUUCCGUGA
Zychaea mexicana is the source of this 240-nucleotide messenger RNA. RefSeq lists its product as uncharacterized. The transcript is spliced from 2 exons. Bases 1 to 240 code for a protein of 79 amino acids. The record is from RefSeq and is a predicted model, not a curated record. Gene Ontology annotation, cellular component: DASH complex; mitotic spindle. Gene Ontology annotation, biological process: attachment of spindle microtubules to kinetochore. Lineage: Eukaryota; Fungi; Mucoromycota; Mucoromycetes; Mucorales; Lichtheimiaceae.